AUGUUAUGCAACCCCGCCAUUAGAGAAUUCAGGAUACUCCCUCCACUCCCUUGUCAAAGAAGGCAUUAUAGCCACCCUUAUUAUAGACAUCUAGGGUUUGCUUUUGAUCCCAAAGCCAAUGAUUAUAAAGUGCUUAAAGUCGCCCCACAACAGGAGUACGACCCUAGGAUUUCUGCUUAUACGCAUGUGGAGGAAAGAGUUCAAAUUUACAAUAUGAGUACGGACUCGUGGAGAGAAAUCGUUGCUAUGGUACCGAAAGGUACCCUAUGCGAUCCUCGGCAUUCGUUUUCCACAUCAUUGAAUGGGGUGUUUUAUUUUGUGGCUUUGGCUCCUAAUGCUUGUUUUAAAAUUAUUGCUUUCCACAUGUUUGGAGAAUUGUUCGAACAAGGACUCCCUUGCCCUAGGUACUUGGGACCCUCCCGGGCGGUGGCGGGAAAAGAAUCAUUACUUUGCAUGUGGGCAAGGUAUGGAGAUCGUUGGAACAAAAAAUACAGUACUGGACCCAUUUUAGGAAGUCAUCGCGCAUUGGCAUUUCAGGAAAACGGCGAACUUCUUCUUUUGAGGAGCAAAGAUUGCCGGUUGGUGUCGUACAACCUUGAUACCCAGAACAUGAAAGAGCAUCAUCGAGAAUACGGUGAUUCGACAUUAGUUGAAUUUCAAGUCUUCACAGAGAAUUUAGUUUCGGUCAAGAGAUGUGCUUACUGA
This is a messenger RNA of Rhododendron vialii, 705 nucleotides long. RefSeq lists its product as uncharacterized. The transcript has 2 exons. The coding region runs from base 1 to 705 and encodes 234 amino acids. NCBI's taxonomy places the organism in Eukaryota, Viridiplantae, Streptophyta, Magnoliopsida, Ericales, Ericaceae. The record is from RefSeq and is a predicted model, not a curated record.